GUAGCUUAUGUGUAUGAUAAUGUAACAGUGAUUUAAAAUUUCUACAAUUUUAAAUGUGCGGUUAAUGUGUGAUUAAAUGUCUUGGUUGUGUGCAAGUAUAAUAAGCACUUCCCAGAAUUCCAAAUUUUCCUAUAUUGGGCCUUGAUUUUUCCGUGGAAACUAGGUCCAGCUGAUGUUCUACAAUUUACUACUUGUAAGCUAAAAUCAUAUGUUUGUGGACGACUUCUUAGGCUAUAUAUACAGCGCAUGCAUUAUUCUCAUGCAUCAUCGCUCAAAUCCACAAAAUAAAGGGGAAAACAAACCACACAAACAUUUUAUUUCAAUAUGAUGAAAGGUCUUGUUCAGUUUCUUGUAGCUAAAAUCAUCUUGUUGGCUUUAGCAUCUUCAUUUGUAUAUUGUUACGAUCCAAAUCCUCUUCAAGACUACUGUGUUGCCACCAACGAAACUAAUGGAGUUUUCGUGAAUGGAAAGUUUUGUAAAGAUCCAAAACUAGUAACUGCCAAUGAUUUUUAUUAUUCUGGCCUAAACAUUCCCGGAAACACCAACAACCGCCUUGGCGCAUCGAUCACUAAUGUUGAUGUCAGCUUAAUCCCUGGUCUCAACACUCUUGGGGUUGCCAUUGCCCGCUUAGAUUUCGCCCCCGGCGGUCAACUUUCACCGCACAUACACCCACGUGCCUCCCAGAUCAUCUUAGUCCUCAAGGGAGAGCUCUCAGUCGGAUUUGUGUCGUCAAACGAAUACAACUAUACGCUCUUUUCCAAAGUUCUUUAUCCCGGAGAUGUGUUGGUUUUUCCCAUCGGUUUGGUACAGUUUCAUGCAAACAACAAUAAGAAGACAAAUGCGGUUGCGAUUAGCGCAUACGGGAGUCAAAACCCCGGUGUGAUCCCAGUAGGUAACGCGGUUUUCGGGUCAAACCCCUUGAUUGAUCCAAAGCUUUUGGCUAAAGCUUUUGCGUUGGACGUGAACAUAGUGCGACAUGUCCAGAGGGUGUUUUCUUCCGAUGCUGACAUAGUUAAUUAG
Arabidopsis lyrata subsp. lyrata is the source of this 1020-nucleotide messenger RNA. RefSeq names its product putative germin-like protein subfamily 1 member 2. Gene Ontology annotation, molecular function: manganese ion binding. Gene Ontology annotation, cellular component: cell wall. The record is from RefSeq and is a predicted model, not a curated record. Lineage: Eukaryota; Viridiplantae; Streptophyta; Magnoliopsida; Brassicales; Brassicaceae.